UAAACUUUUUUUUUUUUGGAUUUCGUCUCUGCUUAAAUGAAACACGAGAGAAGCUGAAAGACCCCAUUUUUGUUUGUUUUUGUUGACCAUACUUCUCUCCAUAAAUAUUUCAGCCUAGAAACUUGGAAUUGUCUAAUGAAUUCCCUUUUUGCCUUUUAAUUUUUUUUUUCUUCCAAAUCGAAUUAAUUCCCAAUUAUUCAGUCCAAAUAAGCCACCUCUCUCUCUCUCUCUCUCUCUCUCUCUCGUCGCUCUGUCUAGUUUGAAGGUGAUACUUCUGUGAAGGCUUUUUUGCAUUGUUAAUAAAAAUGGGUAAUUGCUUGUUAAGAGGGAAUCCAUCAAUUUUCAGAGUAUCAUCCACUGCUAAAUCAGAAUCAUCAAAAGCAGAAAGUCCUCCGGUGAAAGAAAUAGUGAAAAAAGAAAGCAAAUUACCGUCAAGCCCUGAGGAAAUCGAAGAUUUACGGGGAAAUUCAGCUGAAAAUCCAUUGGUAGCUUUCUCCUUCAAUGAAAUUAAGGCUAUUACAGGGAAUUUUAGGCAAGAUUAUCUUCUGGGAGGAGGGGGAUUUGGAAAUGUAUAUAAUGGAUUUAUUACCGAAGGUCUUAGGCAAGGGCUAUUAUCUCUUCAAGUAGCUGUUAAGGUCCAUGACGCUGAUAAUAGUUUUCAGGGUCAUAGAGAAUGGCUGGCCGAGGUAAUAUUUCUUGGGCAACUUUCACAUCCAAACUUAGUGAAACUUAUCGGGUAUUGCUGUGAGGAUAAGCACCGAGUUUUGAUAUAUGAGUUCAUGGCUCGAGGGAGUGUGGAAGCUAAUCUAUUUUCAAGAAUGUUGCUUCCCCUACCUUGGUCAACCAGAAUGAAAAUUGCUCUUGGUGCAGCGAAAGGCCUUGCAUUUCUCCAUGAUGCUAAGAAACCAGUCAUAUAUCGUGACUUCAAGACAUCAAAUAUUUUACUAGACCAGGAUUAUAAUGCAAAACUCUCGGACUUCGGACUAGCAAAAGAUGGACCCGUUGGCGACAAGUCUCACGUCUCAACACGGGUCAUGGGAACCUACGGCUAUGCAGCUCCAGAGUACAUAAUGACAGGCCACCUCACUUCAAUGAGCGAUGUUUACAGCUUUGGUGUUGUCCUCCUCGAACUCUUAACAGGUCGGAGAUCUUUAGACAAGUCUCGACCAGUCCGAGAGCAAACACUUACAGAUUGGGCACUCCCUCUUCUUACCCACAAGAAGAAAUUAUUGAAAAUUGUGGAUCCGAGACUCAAUGGAGAAUAUCCAGGGAGAUCAGUUCAUAAAGCAGCCAUGCUGGCUUACCACUGCCUUAGUAGGAAUCCAAAGGCUAGGCCACUGAUGAGGGACAUUGUGGACUCUUUGGAGCCAUUGCAAGAGCCUGAUGAAUUUGGGAGCAACGGGGGUAUUUGGGUUGCUGAUGAGGACUCUUUGCAUUGAGAGAUGUACUAAAAGGUUUUGUAUUUAAAGUUAGAAUUCAGUUGUGUCAGAAUCUUUAUAGGAAAAUCUUAAGUUUUGUCUUGAUCACUUGGUGGCUAAUUCACGUA
Asparagus officinalis (garden asparagus) is the source of this 1546-nucleotide messenger RNA. Its product is annotated as probable serine/threonine-protein kinase PBL16. The record is from RefSeq and is a predicted model, not a curated record. The coding region runs from base 306 to 1439 and encodes 377 amino acids. Gene Ontology annotation, biological process: protein phosphorylation. Gene Ontology annotation, molecular function: protein kinase activity; ATP binding. Lineage: Eukaryota; Viridiplantae; Streptophyta; Magnoliopsida; Asparagales; Asparagaceae. The transcript has 6 exons.